Armigeres subalbatus is the source of this 2490-nucleotide messenger RNA. RefSeq names its product zinc finger protein Elbow (gene elB). Gene Ontology annotation, cellular component: nucleus. Lineage: Eukaryota; Metazoa; Arthropoda; Insecta; Diptera; Culicidae. The coding region runs from base 907 to 2319 and encodes 470 amino acids. Gene Ontology annotation, biological process: negative regulation of DNA-templated transcription. The transcript has 3 exons. The record is from RefSeq and is a predicted model, not a curated record.
UGUUUUUGUUAGUCGCUGUCAGUUAUUGUGAUCGUUUAGAAGCGCACAAAUGUUAUUAAUCACUUUUGCAUGAAGUUGGCUUGCUUCACCGGUCGCGUUACGUGUUUUGGACUCAAUUCGCGAAACUCGUUCCGUCUGUCGAGUUGUCGGGUUUUGUUCCGGUUAGUCGCGGGUUCAAAGUUUGCGCGCGUACACUCGCUGUCUCUGUCUCUCUCUCGCAUUGGUGGACGGGUUCGGACGCGCGAUCAUCGCCAACUACGUUCCCACUGGAAUCUAUGGUUGCUAUGGUAGAGCAUAAUCCUCAGUGGUGGACAAUGAAGCCCUUAUGAUUGCUGUGGUUUGUCUCUUGAACUGUUAUUGUUCGCACUCGAGUGUGAAUGUGAUGUGUAACAUAGGCUCUUAUGGGCUCAUUUGCUGAAUUUAUGAGCGCACUUCCCCCUUCGAAGCAAUUGCAUAUCAUAUCGCGCUGUGGGUGAAAAUAUUGGGCUGUCAAUUUAAUGUGCGCCCUAUCAUGAAGCGGUAAUUGAUGCAGCCACACGUUAUGCAGUACGAGCUAAUAAAUAGCAAAGUGAAAGCAAAAGUGACAAAUAAACAACAACAACGUAACAGAAAACAAAACAGCAUUAUUGCAGUGAUAAUUCUUCGACUAUUUGUGUGGUUUGAUGUGGUUAUAGAGGCUCCAAUCUGAUAAGCGGAUUAAUUAUAAUUUCAUGUCAAACAACUGUCAUCGCAAGCAGUCAACCGAAGCAGUACUGUAAGGAACAACCGUUUUGUAAACCAGAUGUUUGCUAGCAAAUAAGAAGGCGAGAAGAAAUACCUUCACCGCGCAAUCCGUUGCUAUCGUUGGUAGAUGCAGUGAUUGAAAGACUGAUAAGUAACAAGCGACUCGGAAUAACCACCGCCACAAUGCUGACCUCAAGUAAUCAGUACAUUCGACCGGAAUAUUUAUCCCCGCUUCCCACUACGUUCGAUUCCAAAACGAGCCCGUUGGCUUUACUGGCACAAACAUGCAGCGCAAUAGGGUCUGAUUCACCGAAUCCAAAGCUACUGGCAAACAUAGAAAAAAGUACAAAAGGAAGCCGCGAUAAACUGUCACCCGGGACACUUUCAAGCGGUUCAUCAAAUGAUACUCCAAAAUCAAGUUUUAAGCCAUAUGAACCAUCCACGGUGAACCGCGAGCAGACAAAAUCUCCGGACGAUACUCAUAGUACCAUGGUGCGAAACAAAUCCCCAAAGAGGUCCGUCAAUGCGCCAAAUCACCAAAUCCUGAACGGGCGUUGUGAAUCUAACCAAAGUGCUGCUUCAUCACGAGCAUCUCCGACGAGUAAUCACCGAAAAACUCCAAGCAGCUCGCAACUCCAUCUUGAGCGUACAAGCAGUCCAAAUCGUGCCUCAUCCAAAGAUUCUUUACAUGCGUUAAUGAAUAGUUCCACUGAAGCUACGUUAUCAAAACCAUCUACAGAAUCUAUAAGCAAGGACCCAAGUAGUAGUGGUGAAAACUCCAUUAGAGCAUCAACUUCUGCCCCAUCGUCAACAACGAUCGGGCCUCCAUAUUACUCUGGUUAUGGAAGCUACCCCAUAGACCUUCUAGCGUCAAGUGCGCUAACGCAUCACCAAAUGUUGAAAGCGGCUGCCAUGAACCCUUAUUUCAAUUACUCCAAACUAAAGAUGCCAGGAGCUCCAGACUCCAUGAUCCCAGUCUGCCGUGAUCCCUACUGUACUGGAUGUGCCUUAAGCUCUCAUAUGCUAGGAAAGCUUGGAACGUCAAGCUGUCCAGCGGGCUGUACUCAAUGUGAUCAUCCUGGAAGUAAAACCUUCUCACAAGCUGCCGCAGCAGCAUCCCUCGCCGCUAGUCAAUCAUCAGCAGCCAUGUACGCCCAUGCUCAACUAGCCGCCCUGGCGGCAGCUUCUCAGUUACCCUACGUGUGUAACUGGAUAGGUAGCGAUUCGUCCUACUGCGGCAAGCGAUUCGCCGCUUCCGAAGAACUGUUUCAAACUGAUCUGAGAACCCAAAUAUUGCCGCCGGAGUUUCGGAGUUUUACGUCGGAGUUUGCCCUCAUCAACCCUGCGACGGCAGCUGCAGUAGGACUCCCACCGACACAUCCUCUGUUCCAAAGAACCUACCCCACCCCUCCUCUUAGUCCGAUGUCCACUGCCCGUUACCACCCCUACGGCAAACCACCAUUACUUCCCCCUGCUAUGUCACCGGCAUCUCUCGCUGGUAUCCCGAUGCCACCACAUCCUUCGCUGGCGCAGUAUUUUCCUCCGUAUUCGUUUUACGGAGCGCGAUUAAACGGGUCAAAUAAUAUGCAUCCUUGAAAAGGUGCAUGGUUUAACAUUUUGUUCAGUUUGUAAAUAAUUUAUUGUUUUUAUUCGAUGAAAUGUUUGUUGUCGAACAAAAUUUUAAUGUAAUAAAAUGGUACUUUGUCAAACUCUAGGCACUCUAUUGCAAUAUUUCAGAGAAUGGAAAAAUAAAAUAUUUUCUUGGAA